This is a messenger RNA of Tachysurus fulvidraco (yellow catfish), 3043 nucleotides long. It is a transcript of the gene p2ry10, whose product is annotated as P2Y receptor family member 10. Lineage: Eukaryota; Metazoa; Chordata; Actinopteri; Siluriformes; Bagridae. The transcript has 3 exons. Gene Ontology annotation, cellular component: membrane. Gene Ontology annotation, biological process: phospholipase C-activating G protein-coupled receptor signaling pathway; positive regulation of Rho protein signal transduction. Gene Ontology annotation, molecular function: G protein-coupled receptor activity. The coding region runs from base 1109 to 2167 and encodes 352 amino acids. The record is from RefSeq and is a predicted model, not a curated record.
GUAUAAAUUCAAUAAAGCAGCCGAGAAAGAAUUUUUAUUUCUAGAUCGUGUGAUAUAAGGAAGUAAGUAAAGAUUGAUUGUUUUAUUUUUUUCUUUGACAUCCUGUCCAUCCUAUAUCAAAUGCUGUGUUGUGACUACAAUGUAGUAAGAUAAAAAAAUUACCAGAACAGUUAAACAACUUAAAUUGAAAUGUGGACAUAAAGAUUUCUGCUAUUAAGCAUGUCUAGACAUUUCAACAUUUUGUUUUUUGCUUUUCUGCUCUUCUACUGUAUCAUCUGUAUUCAUAAGCAAGUUAUUUUGUUAUAAUAUUAAUACUGUUACAUGUCUGUCAAGUGGAAACAAGAAGAAGUGAAUAUCGUGAACCGUUUAAAGUCAAAUAAAAAAUAAACUGAUGUUACAUCAGCGGAAAUCUAUUUAUUAGAAAUGCCAUGAAAAUUGGUUUCUGAGAAAUGAUUGUCAAAUUAAUAAAGACAAGAGCAGACUGCAGCUAUCAUGUUAGCUUGGCCACUGAAAAUCACAGCAUGCAUACAUAUGCAUAUGUAUGCAUGUGCAGAGUACCUCAAACAUCAUUGGCAGGGCAGCAAACACAUCUUGUUUACAGCAAGAAAAAAAAAUAAAGAAAACAGUGAGUCCAUUGCCAAAGCUAAACUGAAAUAAGAGAAACAUUGCACAUCUUGAAGCAUCUCAAAAGUCUCAAACCACAUAACCAUAUAUACACACAUUGCAACUAGCAACACACCUGUUUAUGUGCACUUUCAGUCUCCGUCAUGCAGUCGUGCAACUUCUCUGCUACAUAACGACUCAUAACCCUCCUUUCUGAAACCAGUGCCGGAAGGGAGUUGGCUCUUGUGAAAUAUAAUUUAGCCUUUAUUUGAUUUGCAGAAACCUUGCUUGUUGUUCUGCACAUGUGAGAAUAUUCAUAAACCACUCUAACUCACCAUCAUCAAUUAUUUGCAAGCGGAAUAGGUGGACAAUUGUGCCAUGGAUCACAAAAAAAUAAGCAACCAAAUGUCAUUUAACAGCUUAAUAACAGAUUUAACAAGAUUUGUGCAUAUAUCGUCGACUACUUCUAUCAAGAAAGAGCUCUAAUAAAUGAAUCUACAGUAUCAUGAUGUCCUCCCAAAAUGCCUCAUUUGCUGGGGUUCACAACUUCAAUUGUUCAGACCAAACUGCAGAUCGAAAGUGGGAAGAGAGCAUGAAUAAACUUUACACCUAUGUCUACCUGUUCAUCUUCAUCCCAGGCAUACUAGGGAACAGCAUCGCACUCUGGAUGCUAUGUCGCUUUAUAAGUAAGAAGACUAAAGCCAUCAUCUUCAUGAUCAACCUAGCCAUCGCUGACCUGGCCCAUGUCCUGUCCUUGCCAUUGCGUGUCUACUACUACAUCACUCUCACCUGGCCAUUUGGAAAGGGGCUGUGCUUGCUCUGCUUCUACCUGAAAUAUCUUAACAUGUAUGCUAGCAUUGUCUUCUUGGUCUGCAUUAGUAUCCAACGCUGUGCUUUCCUGAUGCGCCCAUUUUGUGCUAGGCAGUGGAAGCGGCGAUAUGAUGUUCGCAUUAGCAUAGUUGUGUGGUUGAUUGUUGGUUGUUGCUGCUCUCCCUUCAUCUUGAUGAGAAACAUCUCUCAAACCCCACCUCACACAACCUCCACCCCAGAGAACACAACAAAGCACAAUGAAACCUGCUUCAAGGACUUGCCAAUGAGGAAACUGAGCUUGAAAAUAGCAGUGACCAUAAUGUCCUCUGGUGAGCUCCUGGGUUUUGUGGCCCCACUGACUAUCAUUAUCCUAUGUUCUUAUUUCAUCAUGCGUUCUUUAAAGCAGAGCUUGGGGCCUAGUGUCUCAGUAAAUGAGAAGAGAAGGGCCUUGCGCAUGGUCUUAGUGUGCACUGGCGUGUUCCUCUUCUGUUUUGCCCCCUACCACAUCAACUUCAUAAUGUAUAUGAUGGUUUCACAGGACAUCAUUACCCAGUGUUCUUUACGGCAGGCAGUUAAACAGUUCCAUCCAAUCUCAUUGUGCAUUGCCAGCCUCAACUGCUGCCUGAAUCCACUCAUAUACUAUUUCCUAACCACAGAGUUCCGGCAGCAGCUCAGUCGACAGGGCAGCUCUAUAUUAAGAGGGCGGCUGAUGAGUAUGGAGAGCACCUCCUCAUAUAGAGAAGCACCUUCCUGAUGGCCACAGAAAUACUUCCUCUCACAGAAAAGCACUUCUGUGAUGAACAUUGAGAGCAUUUCCUCCUACAUAAAAACAUUUCCCUGAUGACCAUGGAGAGCACCUCUUUAUAAAGAGAAGAACUUUGCUCCCUAUAUGAAAUAAGCUCCCUUAUACAUUUUAAUGACAUCUUCAGAUAUGAACUGGUAUCUUGAACUGUGACUUCUUAAAGCUUUAUUUCUGCUCUAAAUGGUGAAAGCUGCAUCAUGACAUUGGAGAUGAAGAAUGUUGCCUGAAGAUUAAUUUUUUAAAGUCUGCUACUACACAAUACAUUUUAAGUUCAGCUCAGAUGCUAAGAUACAGUAUAUAAGAUGAAAACAGAAAUCUAUAAGAUGAAAACAAAAGAAAUUGACAGAACAAUUGUUUUUUUGCAACAAGCAGUAAAACCCAUCAAACAACAUCACUAUUAGACAGUGAUAGUUGAAGGUACAGGAAACCACCAGACCAAAGCCAGACUUGGUCAGAAACAUACUACGUUCUACAUCUAAAUGCAUUAAAGAAAAUAUCUGUAUUCAAAUGCAUGCCUUUUGUUACCAUCCCUGAUAAAAUAUGCUCACAAAUAAUGUAAAUAAGGACUUAUAGAAAGUGUACAUGUUUAAGAUAAUACAAAGCUGAAUAGAGCAGUAUCUUGUGUCAUAAAAUCACUGACCCUAGUGUAAUAGAUACAUUCAACCUAGAGGUAUUUUGAUGUUGUAUUGUUGUGUUCUUAUGGUGUAUUCAAAUAAAACUUUGUAUUUCAAAUAUGUAUCUUUAUCCAAAGUUAUGUACUGAAACUGAAAUGGUUGUAAGCAUCAGUGUUACGAGAAGCUGUAAAUAAAAUAAGUAGUGCAUGGUUAA